AUGGUCACAUGUGCUCACACUGUGCAUCUCACUUUUUGUGUGCAGCACACCAACCGCUACACAAAUGAAGUCCACCACCACCACCACCACCACCGCCACGGCCACCCGCCAGUCCCACAGCAGAGACUUUCUCAACAAGGGAAAAACAGAAGGCUGCUCCAGGCAGCUGAGCAGGGGGCCGUAGAGGAGCUGAGGGCACUGCUCGCUGCAGGGGCGGAUGUGGGGGCGAGAGGCAGGGGCGAACACAGGAUGUCUGCCCUACACUGGGCAGUGCAGGGGGAACAUAUGGAGGCCGUGAGGUGUCUACUGGAUGCUGGUGCGGAGGUGAACGACAGGGACAGCAACCGGAACACACCUCUGCACUUGGCUGCAUACAGUGGUGAUGUGGCUCUGGUGCGGAUACUGCUGGAGUCAUCUGCUGAUCCCAAUGCAAGGGAUGAGUGGGGGAGAACGCCGCUGCACGACGCAGUGUGGCGUGGCCACAUGGAGGCGGCGACUGUUCUGCUCGACGGAGGCGCUGAUAUGGAUGUUAUGGAUGACGAUGGGUUCACCCCCCUGGACAAAGCCAGGCAGAAAAACAACCAGCAGCUGAUAGAUUUGUUAUCAUGAG
This is a messenger RNA of Schistocerca piceifrons (Central American locust), 610 nucleotides long. Its product is annotated as ankyrin repeat domain-containing protein 1-like. Lineage: Eukaryota; Metazoa; Arthropoda; Insecta; Orthoptera; Acrididae. Bases 1 to 609 code for a protein of 202 amino acids. The transcript is spliced from 2 exons. The record is from RefSeq and is a predicted model, not a curated record. Gene Ontology annotation, molecular function: protein binding.